Protopolystoma xenopodis is the source of this 1455-nucleotide messenger RNA. The record is from the annotation of a GenBank genome assembly. Lineage: Eukaryota; Metazoa; Platyhelminthes; Monogenea; Polystomatidea; Polystomatidae.
AUGCCUUCACCUUCCACUCAAAUCGGCUGGCAACGUGCGCCCUUUGAUUUCAUUGCCGGAUGGCCUACCAUCACUUCGAGUCGUAGUAGAAGACUGGCCAAUGGCAGUGGCUCUUCUGGCGUUGGUUACCAUUCUAUCGGUGCCAGUGAACUUGGGGGAAAGAAGAAGACCAAGGCUGAAAAUGGCAUUCAACACGAGGCGGCUGGGUGCCCUGUCCGAGUGCCCACGGAGACGGAGGUUCUCAUGCGGCGCUGUUUCGAAGCGGUGCGUAGGCACCACUUUUGGGGUCAGAACUGUUGGCUCACGGGACUGAAUGAGCGCAGACGUAUUGUUAACCGACUGGCUUUAGUCAUCUGGGUUGAGAUAACAGGAGCAAUGGGGCAUGUUGGGGCAAUCUUUUACAAGACAACUCCUGGAUGUGAGUCGUGGAUGAUGGAUUCUACAGAGGGUGUGGGGCGACAGCGCCGACGAUUGACCGCUUGUCGUCUUCUCCUAGCACCUCGCUUUCUCCAGCAAGAAGGUCGAAAUAAGUUGGCCCGCUACAGAUGUCCAAAUGCACUUGCCUACCUUUUUUCCUCGCCGAUGGCUGAGCCGAUCAGCUCUCGCCAUCCACUCUUCGAUGAAUCGACCACUUUUUCAGCGCUUGGCUGUUCAUCUUCACUUCGCAAACCGUCUGUCAAUACACCUCCGUAUUUCGGCUUUGGUUUCUCGCAACCUCCUGCCUUUCCUGGCUGUCUCAUAUUGGCACCGAUUGCUUCUUUCCUGCAACAAGACCGCGAAGAGACCAGAAAGCUGUUGCCCUGUAUCCUGCCGGGACCAUCUGCUCACCCGGCUGUACUACACGCACUGGCCGGUCCACCCGAUCAACUGGCCGAGGCCUUGCGCGAACGGCCGGGUCGUAGGAUCUACAGCUUUUCUUCGGUUCAGGUGCCCCCGGGUGAACAGUUCCUCUGGCCAGCUCGGCUCGUUUCGGUGGCGCAGACAUGGUCUGGCCCUGCCCUAUCACUGCCGGGGGAUCCAGCAUCUGCGGGCAUCAUCAGCUCUCCGUCGAGUGUUGAAGCGCUCGCAAACACACCACUUGAAGGUGAUCUUGUUCUCGGUCGUAGGUGGUUACGGUUCCAAUCGGAUGAUUCUAAAGUUGGUGCUGUUUCUGGCCUCCUGCCGCCGAAAGUGUCCACAGCCGCGAAUGCUGUGGAGAAGGCAUCAAAUGGCUUUGAUAGAGCGGCCGCAUGGAAUAAUUAUGGCGAGCCUGACGAAUUUAAUGAUCAUGAUGACACAUAUGGCGACUUAGAUGGGGGCGAAAGUGAAAUCUGUUCGGGAAAUGGACAGAACGAAUCAUGCUCAAACGAGGAAACAGACGAAAAAGGAUACAGAAGUGGUGCGGACAGUGGUGACGAUGAAGAUGCCAAGACAGCACAAAAACGAAAGGUUACUUGGCAUUUUUUUAACGAAUAA